UCUUAUUCUAACACAUUCUACGAUCUUAGUUUUUGUGUUUAUAUCCUUGUUAAGUGAAAAGCCAUUGUUGGCAUGGAAUUAAAAUCAAUUUAGAUUUCUUGUUAUGUUAAAAAAAUGAAUUGUCAUACGUACGUGUUAUCGUGAAUUUUUAAUAGUUGUUAUUUUUUUGUAAACUGUAUUCAUUUUUUAAAUUUAUUUCAAGAAAUUUUAAAUAGAAUCUUAAAAAUUAUUAAAACGCAUAGUAAGGGAUCUCAGUAAAGUAUUGAGGUACUUUUUGUUAAGAGAUGAACUGGGUAUAAAUCACUGCGCAUUACUCACGUCCACAGCAACGUAUGAAAAUAGUAUCACGUUUUAUAUAGUACAGAGGAAAUAUUGCACUGUUAAUCACAUCCAACAGGACAUAAAAACAGAAAGUCUGAGAGAUUAAAGAAUUUGUUGAUGUUACGUGUUGUGGCAAAAUAAUUAUUAAAAUGUAUUAGAAAAAUGUUUUAUUAUUCAAAUAACUUUUUACUUUAGCUAGAAAGUAUUCUAUACGUCAAGAUCAAAAAUGACAUUGAGAGUUUCUCCAGAACCAGCACCAAACUUUACAAUAGCUAGAGAAGUUUUAGGGAUAGCUUGGCCGCUGCACUACAUAUUUUUUGGUUUACGAGUUCCAUGUAUCACUGCUUCGUUUUCUUUGAUCCAAAUAUCGUUACUGGAAGCUACAAAGUUGCAGUUAUAUUCAAAGAGAUUACAAAGUUAUACAUUUCUAUCAGUUGUGAUUGGCUUUCACUUUUUCUUGGUGUUCACAGCUGACCUUAUCCUAACGGUGUUUGCAGGAACAACUGUUUUUUUACUGGUAUGUCAAGUCUUUUUCCUUUUUAUUGGCGUAAUAAUGAGUGUCACCUGCAUAUAUUCUGGUCGCAAAGUCAUCUCACAUUACAGUCAAAGUAAAAUCAAUCUACAACAGCACAUUGGUAUGGGAUCCUUAGAAAAGAAGGAACCAUCCAAAAGUGUAUCUGCAAUAACCAGUCCAUAUAUCAUCAAAAAACUCUUUGGAAAGUCUAAUAACAAACCUAGUAACAUCAAGAAAGUUAUUUUUCAAGAUAAAUCAAUGCGCAAAAUUGCUGUUUUAAGCAUUUGCACAGCCAUAUUCAGUCUUGGUAUUUCUGCGAGUAUUUUGUAUUCGUUUACUUUGACUACAACGAAGACGCCAGAUGCGAUGAGGUGGUUCGUUUUACAGAACUUGUUGCGAAUAUCAGAAGGAGGAAUGGUUGCUACUAUGGCAUAUAUUGUUCGAAGAAAUAUCUCAUUCAGUUGUUGUAAACGCUCGCAAUAACUUCACAUUAAUGUUUUAACAAAAAUGCUAUUUUGUGCGACGGUGAUCACACUGGCUGAAUAAAAAGAAGACAAUAAGAAAAAAAUAAAUAUGAAUAAAACAGGAAUCAAACAAAAGAAGGAAAAAUUACUCUUUUAAUUAAAUAGAUGGUGUAUUAUUUUAAAUAGAUUUUUCAGACAACCUUUCUAACAAUAAUUCACAAGCCAAUCAACUAGUCUUAUGUAUUAAUACGCCAACUAUCAGCGUGUCUGUCUGUGACAGGGAAAUUUAAUAUAUUUAUUUUUCUUUGGAGUAGCCGCAAAAUUAUGUCUUACUUGUUACGUUACGGCACGAUAUUAAUGCAUUCGACUGACGUCAAUACAUUCACUGAGAUUACUAAAGCCAUUGUAUUACACCUUUAAGCUUGAAGUCUAAUAAUUUAGAAGCAUAUAGACACAACUGAAAUCAUCUCCUGCAUGAGUAACUAGGAAUAUUUUUACCUUAUGAACUAGUAUUGAUUGACUGUGGCUGCUCAAAGUAAGAACAUAGAUAUAAGAAAUUAUAUAAUAACAAGUUGAAGGCUUCAGCCAAAAAACGAUAAAACAACAGUACGGAGAUGUCAAAUAUUGGCUUAAUUUUUCUGCACGUGAAAAAGCCAACGUACAAGGACAAUAAUACUGCUAGUGAAAAGAAGUAGAGUAUAAAAAACUGAAGGCUUCGUCAUAACGCAACAAUCGUGUGCAUAAACGUCGGUACAAAAUUU
Hydractinia symbiolongicarpus is the source of this 2060-nucleotide messenger RNA. RefSeq lists its product as uncharacterized. The transcript is spliced from 2 exons. Lineage: Eukaryota; Metazoa; Cnidaria; Hydrozoa; Anthoathecata; Hydractiniidae. The coding region runs from base 548 to 1318 and encodes 256 amino acids. The record is from RefSeq and is a predicted model, not a curated record.